Molecule: messenger RNA, 863 nt
Organism: Brassica rapa (field mustard)
Lineage: Eukaryota; Viridiplantae; Streptophyta; Magnoliopsida; Brassicales; Brassicaceae
Product: PRA1 family protein F2
Biological process (GO): vesicle-mediated transport
Cellular component (GO): Golgi apparatus; endoplasmic reticulum
Source: RefSeq, a predicted model, not a curated record
AACCCAUAGUGACUGAGCAAUACAUCAUUUUUUUUCUUUUUCCAGCAAUACAUAAAAUUAUUAUAUAACUCUCUCUCUCCAACGAAUUUGAGAGCCGCGUGAACAUAAUGACGAACUACGGCGCGAUUCCGACGUCGUCUCAUCCAUCUCCGCCGGUGGAUCUGGAGUACAUCUCACACGUCAAGCACCGUCUCAAAGCAGGUCUAGCCACGCGGCGGCCAUGGAGGUCGAUGUUCGAUCUGGAAUCAAUGACUGUUCCUCAGGGUUUCUUGGACGCGAUCUCGAGAAUGAAGACGAAUCUCGUCUACUUCAGAGCAAACUACGCCAUCGCCGUCCUCUUCAUGCUCUUCGUAAGCCUUCUCUACCACCCGACCUCGCUCCUCGUCUUAGCCAUCUUGGUCGUCUUCUGGAUCUUCCUCUACUUCCUCCGCGACGAGCCUCUCGUGCUCUUCGGUCACCAGGUCGACGAUCGGACGGUCAUGAUCUCUCUCUCGGCGUUGACCAUCGGUAUGCUUUUGUUCACCCACGCCACGGGCAAUAUUCUCGGAUCGCUGUUGACCGCCGUCGUGUUGGUUCUGAUCCACGCGGGGAUUAGGAGGAGUGAUAAUUUGUACUCCGAUGAGGAAGCUGCGGCGGCGGCUGAAACUUCAGGGCUGGCGUCAUACCCUUCCUCGUGAAAACCUAUUUGAUGUUUCUGUGUGUGCGAUUGAGACACUUGAAAACGUUUUCUUCUUCAAUAUGUUGACAGCUUACAAUGUUUCCUUCAUUUUUUUUCCAUCCAAUGGUGGUUUGUUUGUUAAUUACUUUGUUUUGGACAUCAAAUUUAUUUACUUGACUUCAACUGAACCUCCCUGAAAAUUUAU